CUUGGUGUUCGACAGAAAAAAAACAUAGAAUUAGGGCCGAGAAAAGGGAUUAACAAAACAUGUCCCGCUCUCGGCCUUGUAAAAAACUUACAUCACAACAAAUACCAGUAAUUUGUGCAACAGUUCUGCUGAUUGGAACCACAGCGUUGUUCUUCGUUUUCGUGUGAGUCGGAGGGUUUUGUGUGUUUCGAACUCUGAUUGUGCCCACGCCGAGAAAACUUGCAGGCUUUCACUUGUCUCUGUCUUACUGGGUUUUUUGCUUUCAGAUGCCCUUCUUUGGCAGUGGAAUAUACAAUUGCGAUCCCUGUGUAUGAAGGAAUCCUAACUCUAAUAGUCUUAUCCAGCUUCGCGAAUGCUACGUUCAGGGAUCCCGGUAUAAUUCCAAGAGGUAGGGAAGCGAGAUAACUUUUUGCUAAUAUACACAUUCGGUAGUCUCACUCAGACUUCUAAAGAGGCAACCGCUGAAGAUCAUGUUUAACCGCAAUUUAUUUAGCGUUGGUUAAGAAAGCACCCCUCUAGAGCUUCUCAAGGGGUGAAGAACUGAUCCUACGAUUGGUUUAUAGUUGGAGUGGAGUUGUAUGGAAUUUUAGUUGCUGUGGUUGUUAUCAGACAUCGCAGCUGUUUCCUCGACCGGUUUUACUUUGUGUAUUUUUGCCUGUCUACCGUCUGUAUUUCUGAAUACAAAUUGCUUAACGAGGGAAUUGUUUAGCAAAUCUUGUCACUGAUCUGUAAUGAAGCCGAAUUAAAAUCAGGGAUUUUAAAUUUUCCCAGAAAAGAGAAAUAUGUAUAUGUAUAGCAAGAGGUCAAUAUUAUCCAGAGGUAUUCAAAAAACUUGUGUUUAAGCGCAGUCAUUGUUGAUCAAUGCCGUGAUUCUCCUAACUUUUGGCAGAUAGCGUGAUUAAGGAAUUAAUUUAGUUAAACUUGUCUUAUGCCUAUAAAAUAUAUAAUUUUGAUAAUGUGUUACUUCAUUUACCAGUGAAAGCAACUCCAAAACAUCAACAAUUCAUCUUAAAACACUAUUUUUUUAAAGGCUGAAGUUUGCUGCUACAAGUGCUAAUAAUGAGUUUUAAUUUAUUUUUAUUGUUGUAUGGCCUAAUCCGUGAGUAAGCAAGGUAAAGUGAAUCCUGUGUUCCAAUUGGCAAUCCGAGUGGGCAAAAUGGGUCCUUCUUGUCCCUCAGGAUUUCCUGCAUUGGGCACACAAGGAAAAAAAAAAUUUUUUCUGAUGAUUUCAGAGAUUUAAGCAACAAUCACAUUUUGAUUCUGAUCAAAUUUAAUGAUGCAAUGUUAUUGUUGUGCAAAUUAUCUGCCACAAAGAGUACUGCAUGUUCAGAGUUGUUUUGCUCUUUGCUUCUGUUGUCAUGGUUUUUCUUGCUCAAGCUUGCUUGUAGUAUUACCAUGCAAAAAAAUUCGUAAUGUGCAACAAUUUUUUUGAUGAACCAACAAUUUGAUGGAAAACAUGCAACAAAAACAAUGUCCUCAGGUGCCAAAGGAUUGGCUCACCUUUACUUUUGCAAAAGCUUCUCCAUUUUCAAAAUGCAUGAACUUUUAUAACAUUUUAAAUUUUUUAGAUGAAUAAUCCAUAAUCUGCAACCAUUAAGCUUUAAAAAAUGCAUGGUUUUUAAGGGUAUCUACAAUGUAGCAUGAUCUGCACAAAGAUGGUCCUGAAGGGUGGAUGAUACCUGUUGUGAAUGUUUAUGCGGUUGUGGUGAAUUGGUAAUUAUGUAGUAAUGCAUUGUCAAGGAUGCCACAUUGAACUCUUCUACAUUGAAACAUAGAGUUAAACCUCUCCACAACUGCCACCUUGGGGACAGAAGAAAGUGGCCAUUGUAGAGAGGUGACCAUUGUCAAGAGGUUUAAACAAGUCAGUCAAUGUAUACCCUGCGAGCAGCAGUUACAUUUUCGCUGUGUGAGCUGUUGUGCAAAAAGUAGCCUCUGCCGACAGCCGUUCAAGUUUCUAUCGUGCAUGUGCAAAAUUCAUCAUGUGAUUCGCGACAGAUUCACAAGCAACGUUAAUCGUCAGGUCUGCCGUCAAAUGGCACGAGUUUCGUGGGAAUAAAAAAAAUUGCGACAACUCUAAUUCAUGCAAGAUUCGUGCAAUGCUCUAAACCUGUCAAGAACAGGAAAAAACCCGGUUUUUUUAAUCUAUUCGUCCAGAUUUCUGGACGGAUUUGAACAGUUGUUGGGAAGGGCUACUUUUCGCACAACAGCUCACACAGCAAAAAUGUAGCCUCUGCUCGCAGGGUAGUCAAUGUAUGGACUGUCCACCAAAAAAGUGGCCAUUGUAGAGAGGUGGCCGUUAGUGGGGGUUCAGCAGUUACUCUACUUUGUAAAUUUAAAACUGGAAAGUGUUAUUUGUUUUCAAGUUAAAUCAUGGCCUUACAAAAAUUGUUUUUAAAAUUUACCUUAACAAAAGAAAAAACAUAUCUGCGGUACCCAAAAAAUGGCCAGAGUUUUUAAACCAUCAGUAGCACCAGCUUUUUUAAAUGAGUUAAUCUAUUCAUGAAUGUAAGCUUCUCUAGGCCUCCUUGUCAUUACCACUUUAAUGUGUUAUAAAUUUCUGUGUAUUGUUGUUGUACAGUUGGCUCCCGAUAACUCGAACCUUUGAGGGAAUCGAAAAAGGUUCGAGUUAUUGGGAGCUAAAAAAAAACAGCCAGGAGUAAGGAAAAAACAGUUUUUACUGCAUAGUGAACAUUUUAAUCACAUUUAAUCCGCCAUACAGAAAAAGAUGGUGGCUGAACAUUUUACUACAAUUCCUUUCGAACGUAACAUGGCCAAUUACACAUAAAGUCAUAUUUUGGGGGGGCAAAAUUCAUCCCUGUAAUAGCAACAUUGGCUAUCCUAGGUUUGAAGUUUAUAAAACUUUUCUGUGUGUUUUUAUGAGCAAUUUUAUGGUUUUUAUCUGCUAAGAACUGUGGGUAAAUGUACCAGUCACCAUCUUUUUAGGUACGGUGGAUUGUAGAAAUGUCAAGUGAAAAUUAAAAGAUACUUCUAGAUUAAAUCAGAAUGUAACAUAACAAAACAUUGCCUAAAUAGAGCAUGCAUUUUACUGUUUUGAGAAGUAAAGCUGUUUCACGUUAGAUUUGUGACAAACAACAUCAGCCUCCAAUAGUAAACUAUAUGCCUACAACACGUCAAUGGGAAAUUCAAAAUUCAAUGCUUGGGAAGCCAACAGACUGUUUUUUACCGACUUUUAAUUAAAUUAAAAAGGGCUCAAAACAUGGUUCGAGUUAUCGAAUGUAAAAUUAUAUAGAAAUGAUCUGAGGGGAAACAAAAACUACUUCGAGUUAGUGGGAUGUUCAAGUUAUCAAGGGUUUGAGUUAUCGAGGAUAAAAUUACAGUAAAUGUAUGACAGAAAUCCAGGGGAAAUUGAUUUUGGUUCGAGUUGGCGCAAGGUUUGAGUUGAAGAGGGUUCGAGUUAUGACGAGUCAACUGUAUUUGUAUGUUAUGGCAAAAAUAAAAUGAAAUGAAAGGGAUUGACAUUGACUUAUCCAAGUGAAGUUGAAUUUUUAUUCUUACGUAUUGAAUUCUGGGCUCAAAAUUAACGUAUUUAUUUUGGUUAACAGUAUAAUACAAUUUUUUAUUAUUAUUUGUACAUUUAUUCUGCAUCCUUCCUAGAACUGAGAAUGUGUCUUAUUUGUAUUUUCGUUUGGCAAGUUUCAAAGUACAUGGCAGAGCUUGCGUAAACUUAUGUCAUUUAACAGCUAAAAAUAUUGCAACCCACACGUUGCAACUGUAAACCCAAUUUUAAUGUCAGUAGGUCAUAUUAUUAAAAAUAAUUCAUAAGAAUACAUAAUUUUAUCAUUUCAAGGGGUUGAUAUCCCAUUUUGUAAUGAUCCUCUUAUGUGAAUCCUAUUUUUCUUGUUUAUUGGCAAAAUAUCUUAAAGUCUUUGACUGUUUUGAGAAAGGAUGAAUGGUAUUAAUGAAUAAAGAAAAAUUAUUCUGGAGUACAUGUAUAUCCCUUUAAGAAAACUGGACAACAAUUCACUAAUCAUUGCAGGCAAUUUUAACAUGUUUAAUGACUUACAUUUCCUCUGUAGGCAUUUGGUUAUGUAUUAAACACUGACAGAGUGUAUGUAUCUGAAAUCAGUAUUUUAUAGUAUUUUAAGAACACAAGUCAGCUGUGUCCUGGUUAGCUUAAAUUUUUUUUGAAUCAUUGGCAAUUGAAAUGAACACCCUUGGGCUACCCAUAUCUAUACUGUCUCUGAUAUAUUUUGCUUUUGAAGUUAACACAGCAUACAUACGUACGCUCAAACAUGUGUUGUGGUUUUAUUUUGUCUUUGGUACAAAUUUUAUUUUCCUCUGUCUUUGAAUAUAGUUAAAAUAAAGUCAUAAUAUUUGACAAUACAUUUCAAACAAGGGAAAAUAAAAUUUGAAUGAAGGAUAUGUUGAAUUCAAACAUAUAUUAUAAAGGAAAGUGAUGGAAAUUUGUAUCUGUGUUGAUGACAUUGAUUUUAUAGAUUGGCUUCAUGUAAUUAUGUAAUAAAAGUUUUUCUAUUCAAGACAAGGCAGAUAUUGGUAAUCUUUGAAACAAAUGUGAAUCAUGUGUGCAAUUAAUGGAAACCAAAUUUCUUAUUUUAUUGCUGGAAUGCUAAUGAAAUGCAAAAUUUUUUUAUCAGACUUACAAUGUUAAAUUACUUACAAACUCCUUUCAGAAAGCUGCACACAAAAAUAUGGAUUGAUUUGAAUAGUACUUACAGUUUAAAAAGCCAUCUUGCACAUGUAAUUUGAUCCCAUACAUGUAGUCAGUUCUUAGUACCUUUUCUCCUUCUUAACCUGUCUAUUCCUGUUUAUUUUUUGUUGUUGCAAGUAUGAGGAAAUUCAGAAACUGAAAAAUGAUGAUAUGCUUUGGUGGGAAUAAAAAUAGAAUGAUAUAUUACUGUCUGCUAUGUAAAAUAAGUUUUAAGAUCAUGUUGGUUAACUUUCAGAGCAGUAUUUAGCCAUAAUUUAGACCUUGCUGAUCAUUUACUAGAAUACCAUAAAUGGUGUUUACUGCACCUGCAGUGGCAGACCUAGGGAAGGGACACAAGGCAACCCCCUCCCCCUGGUCAAGUUUCUGACUGAGAUGAUUUGUUUUGGUCAGAGAGCUGCCCCCACUCCCCCCACUUUACUUCAAGCUCUAUAUCAGCCUUUAAUCUGUGAGAAAUCUUCCUAGUGUUUAGAAGUGGUACCUUUAUUAUUUAUUUUAUUCAUUUAUUUUCUGGGUAAAGCAGGGAGGGGGUUGUACAAGAAAAAGAUUCUUGGUUCCCCUGUGAGGUGCUCUCCCUGCCCAUUUCCAUAACCCUUGACAGCAGAGACACACUUUCUAGUAGAUUAAGGCCUGGUUCUAAAUCAUUCAUGAUUCUUUCCAACAAUCAUAGUUAAAGCAGCCAAGAGGAGUAGUGGAUGGCUAAUUGAACCAAAAUAGACAAACUAGGAGAAAGAAACUCAGUUUGUAAUUGCCUAAUAAUGUGACUGUCACCAUGCCCUCUGUUGUUUGAAAACUGGAACCAGUGAUUCCCCUACUUGCUGCAGGUCUAGCCCCGGUUUGUGUGUAGCAAAACAUCAACCGUAAAAAGUGUGGUUUCUAGAGUUUUAUUCUUAUGGAUAUAAUUCCAGAAUAUAGUCAAUCAAAUACGCCUGAAGUAAUUAACUCAUAUUGUGGAUUUUACGACAGAAUCAUCAACAGUUGAUCAAGAAGAUGACUUUAGAGUCCCACUGUACAAGAAUGUUGAUAUCAAUGGCAUUACAGUCCGUAUGAAAUGGUGUGACACUUGCAAGUUUUACAGACCACCACGCUGUUCACAUUGUAGUAUUUGUAACAACUGUAUAGAGGUACUGAUGUUUCUUUUUCACCCUGGCUUCCCUUUUAAAACAAACCAUGAAAUCUUAAAUUUUAUAGCUUGCAUAACUGGCUGGAUAAGUGUGGGAUAGUGCUGUAUUGUUUUGGCUGCAAAGCCGCAAGAAGAAUGGGUACAAGUCAAUUUUCCCUCGCGGCCCCCGAUAUCCACUUUCAAAUAAGUCAUUUCCGAGUUGCAUAAACUCUUACUUUCAAAACAAAGCUAAGUACAAAACGUAGCUUUCUAAUGAAAAUGAGUUUUAUUUGCAUGAGAAUAAAAAUACCAUUUUCAGAUCAAUGGCUUUGCACUUAGCCUCUCUUUGAAACAGAGGCUUGGGGCAGAUUGGAAAUGCCUUCUCUCCAGGCUUAUCUCCAUACAAUUCCUUAUCAUUAGUUAAGAGAAUUUAUUUAUUCUCCUUAUGGUGCCCUCUCUUGAGGUAAUGUAUUGAAAAUGUUAGAGGAAAUUGUUGUUGAUCAUUGGAAUGAUAUAUGCUUAUUUGUAAUGAUAUACACAUUAUCGUAACAUGUCUUCAUUUUUUAUGUUCUUCUUCUUUUUCAGAAUUUUGAUCAUCAUUGCCCUUGGGUAGACAACUGUGUUGGCAAAAGAAAUUAUAGAUUCUUUUUUUUCUUUGUUUCUUCCCUCUCCCUUCACAUUAUCUCUGUCUUUGUAUUCUGUUUGGUCUUUGUCCUGGAGCAAUCAGCCGACAUUAAGGAAUCAGCAGUUCCGUAUCCUUUUUGUCAAACAGUGCUCAAGAUUAUAUUUCCCAGUUAGGAAUGAUAUUAUAGGUUUAUAAGAGAUGGGUCAAUGGGCAGCAUUCCAGUUAAUUCUUCCAAGCGGGGGGUCAUGAAGACCAUCUGUGGGGUCACCAAGACCUUUUGUUAUAUUUAAAUUAACUCUUAUAUGUCAUCUGUUGGGUUAGGAAGCCUUCUUUGUCGGGACAUUGACCCGAGACCCAUCUCUUAUCUGGAACACUGGGUUGUGGUGGUCUCUCGUUGUUGGUUUUCACUGGCAACAGAGUCAAGGUUAUAGUCAGAAACACAGGGAAUAAUGCAGGCUCGAAAAAGGUCCCGGCCGUCCAGUUGUCCAGGUUAAUAGUAGAUUUUCUUGCCGGGUAUAAGUAACUUUGUAAUGCUCACUUGCCCAUGUCCAAGGGUCAAGUCAAGCCUUAUCCUAAUUAAGACAUUAACUAAGAGAAGCAGGCAAUGUUCCCAACAGGGAAGCAAGAUGUGAGAGCCACUUGCCAGAGUUUAAAAAAAAAAUGAAUUAUUUUUUAAGGCUUGCCCAAGGGAGAAGCCUUAAAAAAAUAAUUCAAGGUUUUUUUUAGCUCUGUAAUGAGUUAGUGAAAGCAGUGUUCUGAUUCAGCUUAUAACUCUGCUGAUUAUAACCUGGUGAAAACUACAUUUUGAAUUUGCAAGCAGUAGCACUGAGAUAAACAGUAUGGAUCACAAUGCUUGGGAACAAGUUUUUGUUUUCUCCUUUGUUGACAUGGUCAGUGGGAAAGUUACAAUGUAGACUGCUAGAAAGCAUAACAUCUUAUUGAAUAAUUUCGUUCAAGCCGACAAGUGAUAUGGAAAGAUAUUGAGCUCAAGAGGGAAACAUCUUUCCUUUCUAGGCUAGGAUAAUUCAUGUAAUUCUUUAUGCAGAUGGUUGGAUUGAGGUCAUAUAAAAAGUCACCAUGAGUUCAGCUAAAACUAGUUACUAUAGCAUUUUCAGAUUUCUUUAGCACUUACUAUAGUAGGUCUCCUUGACAAUUGACACAGAAUAGCAGUCAUGGUAAUAUGUGGUUUGUCAGCCAUUCCUGUGAUUGGCCUAACAGUCUUUCACAUAGGACUUGUUUCAAUGGGGCGCACAACUAAUGAACAGGUAAAAAGACAGGAAAAUGAAAUUCAUACAACUGUGCAUCAGUCAAUUGCCACAGUAUCUAAAUUCUAUAUGUCCCCCUGGAAUUCUCAGCGGUGAAUAAAACUUUCAGAUUUACUGAAUCAGGAUAACAUACCCUUUGCCAUAUCAUACCCCUGCUUCAAUAUUUUCUCUCUGUACAUUAUAUUUGUGGCCUACAGAACUCAUUGUAAACUCAUUAGAUUGACACCUAGUUUCUUAAAAAAUGAUUUUAAUAAUUUUCUGUUGUUUAGCCAGAUGCUAGUGGGGCUGAGUAAAUGCCUGAAACAAAUAAUUAUUUAAAUUUAACAUACUGUACAUGUAACAGGGUAAAAAAAUCCAAACUGGCCAGAGUCAAGCCAGCUGGUUAAUUACAACCAUGAACAAGGAUCUGAACUCAGAACUACUGAGAAAAAAUCCAGCUGGCGGUCAGGGUGGGACUUAAACUCAGGGCCUCCAAAUUGCAAGUCUAGCACUCUAACCGCUUUGCCACACUGCCUCCUACUUCUGUGUCCAGUAACUUAAGAGUGAGUACAGUCAUGUAUUUAUUGCUCUGUGAUAUUUACUUUCUAGGUGACAGGAAAGUUUCGCAGUGGUCAUAAUCCUUUUGACCAAGGCUGUAAAAACAACUGCAUGGUUACUCUUUGUUCUUCACGGUAUGCAAAGUAAGAAGCAUUUUUUUCUUUUAAUUUCUGAGUCAAUUUGAAAUUCUUGGCACCAGUCGAUUUUAAACUCGCAAGUUCUGUGGAGGUUGUUAUUAGCAAUCCAAUACACCAAACUUUUCCCAGUCCAGGCCACAUAGUUGGAUCAUCUUGUAAGUGAACAAGAUGUUUAGGCGAGAUGGUUUUUAUAAAUAUUAUGUUCCAUCAUUUUUAAAUAUCUUGUAAGCAACCACUUCUUGCAUGGUUUGAUCUCCUAGUUCGCUUUUUGACUACGCAAAUCAGACUAUAACUGUUAGUGACAGUCUAAAGCUAAACAUACCUGGACCUCUAAUUGGAAAAGAACUACUGUGGUUUGAUUCUUGUAAGUAACUACUAAAUCUUCACAUUCUGGGUGGUUGAUUACGAGAGGUUCAACUGUAUUGAAAAGUUCUUAGUAGGAUAGAGAUCAGCAUGAAUUGAUGUGGCCCAGUCAAGAGUUCAAUAGGUUUUUAAUCUGUUGAUUAGUAGAACCAGUAAUCAAUCAAUUUCUGGUACAAACAAAGCCUUUGUAAUCUUUUUUUCUCUCAUUUUUACAUGGGAGUUUCUGCUUCAUCCCAGUCACUCAUCAUGGGGAUAUUUCAAUAUUAAGUAAAGGGAUGCUCUGCAUUUUUACCUGUCAUCUCCCGCUUGUGCUUUUGGCUAGUCCGUGAUUGUUGCUUAGGUUUGGGGAAGCCUAUAGAUUAGGCAGUGGUAGUGUUAUCUGCAUACCUGUUUCUAUCCAACUAAGCCUUUUAACAUUCUACAAUUCUAUUCUAGUAAGUAUAAAAGGGUUACAUAGAGUCAAAACCCUUACAGGCUUGAAUCCACAUGGUUUUCCAGAUUGUUAUGGAAAACAGUCAAUUUUUUUUACCAUAAAAGGAGACAACACUUUCAGCAGCUUAAACAUAUCAUUGUCAGGGAAUGUCAUCCUAUCCCCCCACCCCAAGGAGGCAAGUGUCUUUGGCAGUCAUAUUAUUGAAAAAUAGUGACACAUUUAUUUCCUUGUUCCAAUCCUCCCUUACUUCCAGAAAUAUUUCCUUUGAUUGGCUGUUGAUUCUAAAAUGGUGGCAUAUUUAAAUAAUUUUGUUUACCUAUUAUUUUUAGGUACCUUGGUUACCUGGAAAUGUUAAAGAAGAAAGAGAUUAAGCGAGACAAGAAGAAGCAGAGAAAUAAAGAGAAAGAUAAAGAUGCUAAGGCUAAAACCUCAGUGGAUGGAACAGAAUUAUCAGAAGUUAAAGUUGACGUAACAUCUAAUAAUAAAAGCCAAAAAUUCCAGGUAUAGCCUGCAUGUGUUAUGUUGAUUUUGUAACUGAAUCUUGGUGUGACCACUUCUCAUAGCUGUCCAUCGACCAAUCCAAAACAUAAAAAGUAGUUUUCUAGUGAAACCAGUGAUACCUCUGAUAGGCAACUUGCUGUCACAUGCAACCUUCAUCCUGGCACUGUGUAUAAGCCUUCAACAAACAGUUAUUACUUUACAGAAUUUGUGGUUGCACCAAAGGUCACACUGCUAUAAAUGCCGAUUAGUGACGAUAAAAUUUUUAAUUUUUCCACACAGUUUUUCUUUCUUUUCAUUCUUUUCCAUUUGGUUUAUUUUGUUUUUUUCCAAACACUUUCAAGAGUUCAGUUAUUAUACGUGGGCAAGCAUUAUACACAAUGGUAACUCUUCUGAAACUCUGACCUUCUUUUCAGGAUGGCAUUGAAGAUGGUAGAGUAAAAAAUAACCACCAGGCAAGAGACAAUGAAGGAAGCAGAUCACUGCAACCUGACUCAUUUGCAGCUGCAGUUAAUACUCCCCCACGCGCAUCUGCUAUGUACGUUAAAUCAAGCAUAAAUGGAAGGACAAUAACCAGCAUGAGUCGUGAAGUCACAGUGUAAUAUGUUAUCAAACCAGUACAGGUGCUGCAGAUUUACAGAGCAAGACUUGUUUGUCUUCAUUUAUGUGCUGCCACUCAUGGCAAUCAGCUGGCAAAUUUGGGCUUGCGGUUAUGCAAUCAUAGGGCAUACUUUGUGCUGGAUCAGCUAGGAGGUCGCAAGUCGCUGCUAUCUUCCAUGAUAGAAUCAUAUAUGCUGUUCUCGUUGUUAACAUGGAAAGAUAAAGUGGAUUGAAAACAGUGCGCUGCAAGAGAUAUCUGCUUAUUGAUAACCUUAGUCUGCUGAAAAUAUAGUAGAACAUAAUAAUAAUUAUUAUUGUUCUACCUCUGGUAUCACUUAUUUCCUGAAGUAAAUUAUGUAUUUAAAAAAAGGAUAAAUACCUGCAAAGAGUUAAACUUUUAAUCAUUUUGGUAUUUCUAAGAAGUUAUUGACAAGAGGAUGCCAUAAAGGUGACAUAAAUGCAUGUUAAAAGUUUUUAGUGAUAAUUAAUUGACUACUGGUAAUAAAUUGUAAAUAGUAUUGCUAUUGUACAUAACUCAUGAUAUUAAGAUUGUGCAUGUAAACAUGGUGACUAUAAAGUACAGUAGCUGCUUUUAUGUUUUGGGGGCCUCACAAGUAUGAUAUUGUCCAAGCAUCAAUUUUCAUUUUUUCUUAGAAAGUGGAUUGGGCUAUUGCAUUAUUUUUAAUAUCUGCACUCCCCCUUUUGAGGAACCAUGGAAUUCUCCAGGGAUAAGUUAUAAAAAUUGAGGAUUUCUUUAGGGGUAGAGUAAAAAAAUAUGGAAUUCUUUGGGGGUGAAGCUUUAUUUUCACAAACUUCUUCAGGGGUAAAGCCAUAUUCUUCGGGGGUAAGCCCAUAUUUUUUGGAAGUCUUCAGGGGUGAAUGCAAUUUUAGCUGAUCUUCAGGGGUAAGAAGAAAAGGUAAGUCCUCAACUGGAGGGCC
Molecule: messenger RNA, 11186 nt
Organism: Porites evermanni
Lineage: Eukaryota; Metazoa; Cnidaria; Anthozoa; Scleractinia; Poritidae
Source: the annotation of a GenBank genome assembly